Symbiodinium pilosum is the source of this 295-nucleotide messenger RNA. NCBI's taxonomy places the organism in Eukaryota, Dinophyceae, Suessiales, Symbiodiniaceae. The record is from the annotation of a GenBank genome assembly.
GAAAAAGCCGACCACCGACCAGCUCAGGCGUCGCUUCACGGAGUUCGACCUGAACUCAGAUGGCACCCUGGAUAAGUCGGAGGUCCGUCGGCUGCUGCGGCAGGGGAGGCCCGGCAUCAGCGACGUUGAUGUGGCGGCUGUUUUCAAGCAGUUGGACAAAAACGGGGACGGCCGGGUGAGCUUCAACGAGCUCGUCGCCUGGGUUUUCUCUGCAGAGGGCCCAGAUUCUGAAGAGAGUGAGCGGCUGUUCAGCGGCCGGCAGACAAGCCGCCGGGGAAGCGCACCCGUUCCCUAG